Molecule: messenger RNA, 1418 nt
Organism: Arabidopsis thaliana (thale cress)
Lineage: Eukaryota; Viridiplantae; Streptophyta; Magnoliopsida; Brassicales; Brassicaceae
Product: NAD(P)-binding Rossmann-fold superfamily protein
Exons: 2
Coding region: 189-1145 (318 amino acids)
Source: RefSeq, marked reviewed
CAACGUUACGCUUUUGUAUCAACGCAUUAUAUCUUUAAGAGAGAAAAAAAAAUCCAUUUUUUACGUGUAAGAAAAAAACAAAGGAUCCUUUUUUACUGGAAAGAUGUUUUUUUUUUCUUAUCUUCUGAGAUAAAUUGCGAUAGAGAGAGAGAACAAAAAAAUUCUCAGUGAGCGCUUAUUGAUCAACAAUGGCGAAAGAGACAGUGUGUGUAACCGGAGCUAAUGGUUUCAUCGGAUCUUGGAUAAUCCGAACGUUAAUUGAGAAAGGAUAUACUAAAAUCCACGCUUCGAUUUACCCAGGAUCCGACCCGACUCAUCUUCUGCAACUACCCGGAUCCGAUUCUAAGAUCAAGAUCUUUGAAGCGGAUCUCUUAGACUCUGAUGCAAUCUCCAGAGCUAUUGAUGGAUGUGCGGGAGUGUUCCACGUGGCGUCACCUUGUACGUUGGAUCCACCGGUAGAUCCAGAGAAGGAGCUGGUCGAACCGGCGGUUAAGGGAACGAUCAAUGUGUUGGAAGCUGCUAAGAGGUUUAAUGUGAGACGCGUGGUGAUCACGUCAUCUAUCUCCGCAUUGGUUCCUAACCCUAAUUGGCCGGAAAAAGUUCCCGUCGAUGAGUCGUCGUGGUCCGAUCUUGAUUUUUGCAAGUCGAGGCAGAAAUGGUAUCCAAUUUCGAAGACAUUAGCUGAGAAAGCAGCUUGGGAAUUUUCGGAGAAGCAUGGAACCAACAUUGUGACGAUUCAUCCAUCAACAUGUCUCGGACCGCUUCUGCAACCGAACCUAAACGCAAGCUGUGCUGUUCUGCUACAGCUUUUACAAGGCUCGACCGAGACGCAAGAGCAUCACUGGCUCGGUGUGGUUCACGUGAAAGAUGUGGCUAAAGGUCAUGUGAUGCUAUUCGAAACACCUGACGCUUCUGGACGGUUUUUAUGCACUAAUGGGAUUUAUCAGUUCAGUGAGUUUGCUGCUCUUGUGUCUAAGCUCUUCCCUGAGUUUGCUGUUCACAAGUUUGAUAAAGAGACUCAACCUGGGCUUACGUCGUGUAAUGAUGCGGCUAAGCGAUUGAUUGAGCUCGGGCUGGUUUUUACUGCGGUUGAAGAUGCGGUUAAGGAGACGGUCCAGAGUCUUAGAGACAAAGGCUUCCUCUGAGAAUGUAUGAUAUAUCUUUGCAAAUUUCAAAAUCUGUGACCUUUAUUGUAUGAUACAAGUAGAGAAACUAAGGGCAUCUCCAUUCAUGAGAAACCCAUAAAGUUUCUCAAACAAAAAAAAUAUUAAUAUUAUAUUAUAAUUUGAUUAUUUGAUUAAAAAAAUAUUUUUAUUAAAAAAUUGAACCAAUAGUGAGAUGAGAAUUGUCAUGAUAGGUUGUUGAGAGUAUCUUAGAGUUUCUCAAGUGAGAAACUUUCUACACUCUCUCUCCUUCAU